Molecule: messenger RNA, 456 nt
Organism: Metarhizium robertsii ARSEF 23
Lineage: Eukaryota; Fungi; Ascomycota; Sordariomycetes; Hypocreales; Clavicipitaceae
Product: zinc finger domain-containing protein
Exons: 2
Coding region: 1-456 (151 amino acids)
Biological process (GO): proteolysis
Molecular function (GO): serine-type endopeptidase activity
Source: RefSeq, a predicted model, not a curated record
AUGGUGAGAUUAUCGUCCCCGAUCGAGAAGAGCAAUGUAAUUCGUUAUGCGACGCUGCCGGCAAACGGCUCGGAUCCCGCGGUUGGUUCCCUGGCAACAGUAGCAGGCUGGGGUGAGCGAAGCUCAGCUUGGGAUAGCAAACUUCACAAAGUUGUUAUUCCCAUCCGUGAACGAAAACUCUGCUCGGAUGUCGAUAAAGGUCAACUUGCGGUCAGAGACACAAUAGUGUGUGCUGGUGGAGAUGGCAAGGGUUCAUGUGACGGGGACAGCGGCGGCCCUCUUAUCGAUCAAAGCGAACAAUUAAUCGGUAUAGUAUCAGGAGGUCGCGACUGCGGCCUACCCUUAAUGUAUACCAGGGUUGGGAGUUACAUCCCCUUUAUCAGCGAAAAUCUCGACGGCUCUGGUCCUGGUGUUUGUCCUGAUGGUUGGACGAAGUUCCCGAUCAAGUUCUCCUAG